Thlaspi arvense is the source of this 1233-nucleotide messenger RNA. Lineage: Eukaryota; Viridiplantae; Streptophyta; Magnoliopsida; Brassicales; Brassicaceae. The record is from the annotation of a GenBank genome assembly.
CAGCUCAUCGGUUUGUCUCUGAACCGAGUGAUCUGCAGCGCAAAUCCAGACCGGAUCAUAGCCGGUUGCAGCGCAAACCGACGAGUCUUGUCACAUCUCAAUCUCGAGGAUAACAAUGAAUUCACCCCUAAGCUCUCUCUACCGGACGUAAAUACAUUUGUCAAACUGAUUGCUUUCCUGUUGAUUCUUCUGGCUACGAUGAUGGCUUGUUUCUUGCGGAAGAAGCGGCGCGUGAAAGCUAGGCUCUCAUGGAGGUCGAAGAACAGAGACCCAUCUCCUUCUGGUAACUGGGCACCAGAGGACGACGACGACGAAGGCAAAAUCAUCUUCUUUGGAGGAAGUAACUAUACCUUUGAUUUGGAUGAUUUGUUGGCUGCAUCUGCUGAAAUGUUGGGGAAAGGUGCUUCUGGUUCAACCUACAAAGUAGCCGUGGAGGACACGGCCACGGUAGUAGUGAAGAGACUGGAGGAUGUGGUUGUGGGAAGAAGAGAGUUUGAGCAAACAAUGGAGAUCGUUGGUAGAAUCCGACAUGAUAAUGUAGCUGAGCUAAAAGCUUACUACUAUUCCAAGAACGAUAAGCUCGCUGUUUACAGCUAUUACAGUCAAGGCAACCUCUUCGAUAUGCUACACGGAACUAAAGGAGAAAACAGAGUACCUUUAGAUUGGGAUUCUCGGUUAAGAGUAGUCAUUGGUGCGGCAAGAGGGUUAGCUACUAUCCACGAAGCAGACGACGGGAGGUUUGUCCACGGGAACAUCAAGUCCUCCAACAUCUUCAUUGACUCGCGAUGCAAUGGCUGCGUCUGCGAUCUCGGCUUGUCGCGCAUCACGAGGUCUCUCCCUCAGGGAACCAUUCGUUCUUCCGGUUACCAUGCUCCUGAGACAACAGACACAAGGAAGUGCACACAGUUCUCUGAUGUAUACAGCUUCGGGGUGGUGUUGCUCGAGCUUCUAACGGGGAAAUCUCCAGCGAGUCCGCCAUCAAAGCAAGACGAGGACAUGGACUUGGCGUGCUGGAUAAGAUCGGUGGUGUCGAAAGAGUGGACCGGAGAAGUAUUCGACGUCGAGCUUAUGAGGCAAGUGGGUAUAGAGGAAGAGUUGGUUGAGAUGUUGCAGAUAGGUUUGGCUUGUGUUGCCUUGAAACCUCAAGAUCGACCUCAUAUAGCACAUGUUUUGAAAAUGAUACAAGGCGUUCGAAUACUUGAUGCAGAGGGAGAAACAAACACUCUUGCUACA